Dictyostelium discoideum AX4 is the source of this 1800-nucleotide messenger RNA. RefSeq names its product DUF733 family protein. NCBI's taxonomy places the organism in Eukaryota, Evosea, Eumycetozoa, Dictyosteliales, Dictyosteliaceae. The transcript is spliced from 5 exons. The record is from RefSeq and is a predicted model, not a curated record. Bases 1 to 1800 code for a protein of 599 amino acids.
AUGACAACAAGAAUUAAAACUAAAACUUUAAAUGUUGGAAAUGAUCAAGAGAUUAUUGAUGUUCCAGGUAAUAAAUUAUUAGAAUGGUUAACAGAUAGAAAAAAGAUACAGCAACAUUGGAAAAGGUCACAAUCAAACAUAUUAAAAUUAAUUGACAAUGCAUGUGAAGUCACUUCAAUUGAAAAGAAGGAAUAUAGUUAUUAUGAUUGUCAAAGGAUAUUUAAAGAGUUUGAAGGUGCACCUGGUGGUAAUGCAACUACAUUAUUCGGUGCUUAUUCAAAUGUAAAUACACAAAAAUGGUUUGAAGUUAUUAAAGCUUAUGAAAAAGAUAAUUAUCAUAUUGGUGAAUCUUGUCAAAUCUUAUCACAUAAUUUAAAUUAUGAAAUACCAAAUUUAAGGAAAACAAUUGAAAAAUCAAUUAAAACAAUUGAAGAGGAUCAAAAAAAACCAUAUUUAAAGAAUAAAACAACGGCAUUAUCAACAUUUAAAAAAGCGUGUAAUGAUUUAGGUAUAAAAGGUGACAAAAUUCGUGAAGAAAUCAUUGAAUUACCAUUACAAUUAACUCCUUUAUUUAAUGAGGUUGUUGAUUCACUAUCUUCAAAUAAAUCAGUUUCAAAUUCAAUAGAAUUUUAUAACAAUUUUUUAAGAUUAACAAAAGUUGAAUUGGAUGAUACUUGUAAAGAACCAUUACCAUUACUCUUAUUUUUAAUUAAACAUGGUAAUGUUACAAUGAAAGAAAGAGAAAUAAUAUUAAAUCCACAAAAAAUAAAAUUAAAUGAUCAAAUUAAAGAUAAUUAUAAUAAUAUUAAAGAUGAUAAUAAUAAUAAUAAAAAUAAUGAAAAUAAUGAAAAUAAUAAUAAUAAUAAUAAUAAUAAUAAUAAUAAUAAUAAUAAUAAUAAUAAUAAUAAUAAUAAUAAUAAUAAUAAUAAUAAUAAUUUAAAUAGUGAAAAUCAACCAAAUUUAGAGAUUGAUUGGUGUAUUACAGAGGAUGUAGUACCAAUAGGAGAACAACCAGUUAUAGUUUGGGAAGAUAGUGAAGUAGAUUUGGACUCUCAAAAUAUUGAAUGGGAUGAUUUUUCAAUGGAUACAAUUGAAAUGGUUGAUGGCUCUUCGAUUACUACAACAAUUGAAUUAGUAGAAAGUGGUGGUGAUGUUGGUAAUGAUAAUAGUAAAAGUGAUAAUAAUAAUUUUAAAUCUAUACCCAAUAUUGAAAUUGAAGAAAAAGAUAAACAACAAGAACAAGAACAAAAACAAGAACAAAAACAACAAGAUAGAUUUGAUGAACCAAUUAACCCAAAUGAAACAAUUUUAGAAUUUAGACCUUUAAGGAAUCAAUUUUUAGAUGAAUUAUUUGAAUUAGAAAUUUUUUUAAAUAAUAGAUGUUUUGAAAUGGAGAAAUCAAAUUCAAUGUUUGGAAUUGAUCAAUUAAAUGAUGAAUCAACUGAUAUAUCAACAUCACAAUGUAAAGAAUAUUUAAAGAGUAUUAGUGAUAUAUUGAUUAAACUAUCCAAUACUAGAGUUAGACAAAUUUUAGAGAUUAAAUCAAGUAAAAAAUUUGUUGAUCGUUUAGUUUUACAAUUCACUCAAAAACAACAAAACAUUGCUAAAUAUACACAAUUAAUUAUAGAGAGUGAUCAAAAAAUUGAAGAUUUAAAUUUAACAUUAGGUCAAUCAAGAAAUAAAAUUGACCAAUUCAAUAAAGAAACAAAAAUAUUAAAAUCAAAUUUAGAACAAUCAAUUUCAAAUUCAUUAUUUGAUAAAAAGAAAAUUAAUAUUAUGAUACCAUUUUCUUUAAAUUAA